AUGUUGGAGUUGAAUCAACCGCCGGCCUCGACCAGCGCGGGCGGCAUGCUGUCCUUCCUCUCGAACAUGGACAACCGCGCCGGCCUGGUCCUCAACCCGCCGCUGGCCGCCCUCCACACCAUGACGGACAUGAAGUCCUUAUAUUCGCAGCAAUCCGUCAAGUCCCUCUCGCCACAGUCCCCGCCACAGUUGUCGCCGCAGGGACUCUCGCCACAGGAGCUGGCCAUCUCGUACGCGACGGCCGCCUCCACCGCCGCCGCCACCACCACCAGCAACAGCAUGGCCACGCCGCACAACAUCGAGAACAUCCUGAACCGGCCGAGUCCGCUCAUGACCACCUCGACGGGGCUCUGCGGCGUGGGCCAGAUGGGCGGCAUGUCCGGCCUAGGGCAUUUGGCGCGACCCACCUCCGUGUACUGGCCCGGCGUGCAGGGCAUGUUGCAGAACCCUCUCUUCUGGCGAGAGAGGUUACAGACCAGCCACGCCAUGCCGAUGGACAAAGACGGCAAGAAGAAGCACACGCGCCCCACCUUCAGCGGCCAGCAGAUCUUCGCGCUCGAGAAGACCUUCGAACAGACCAAGUACCUAGCGGGUCCCGAGCGAGCCAAGCUGGCCUACGCCCUCGGCAUGACGGAGUCGCAGGUCAAGGUGUGGUUCCAAAACCGGCGCACAAAAUGGCGGAAGCGCCACGCCGCGGAGAUGGCCUCAGCCAAGAGGAAGCAAGAGGAGGCCGUCGAGGGCUACAGAGACGACGACCAAGAGGACGACGACGAGCAGUCCGAGUCGAAGCGGCUGAAGCACAACCUGGACGAGCACGAGUCGCCGUCCGCCACGGCCCCGCCCCAGACGCACAUGGGCGCGCUGGCCGGCCACUCCGCCGCCGCCGCCUCCGCGCUCGACGCCCUCGACUGCCCUCCGAGCCGCGACCUGCAGCCCAGCCUGCAGUGAGGGGCAGCGGGGGCAGAGGCGGCUUCCGGUGCGGCGGCGCGGGUGCAACCUGGGUAGAAGUGAAGUUUGGUUGGCUUUGGGGAGCGCCGAUAAGGACCUUUUUCGGAGGAACUUCGGAGGAAAAAAGGAAACAGCCGAACUUCAUGAUUAUUUUGGGUUCAAGUGUUGUUUAUGUAAUAUAUGAUAGUUCAUCUAUAUAUUGUAUAUACAUGUGCUUUAAAAUAGUAAUAAAAAAGGUAUGUGGAUACCACACGAACUGCAACGUUCAAAGUCAGAUACAUUUUACGAAUUUUAUAAUUACGCAUUUAAGGAAAAAAAUACACAAGUUAGACACGAAUCCCAGCAUCACAUUUAUUCUUCAAAUCUGUCUCUAUGAAUUAAAUACUCGCAGAUCGAGCUUUACUGUAUAUUUGUGAUAUAUUUAAAAUGAGAAAAAAGAAAUACCCGACGCCCUUUUCGUAAGCACGACUUGUCUCGCUCUUCGCAAGUGGUUCAGAAUCGGCAACAUGUUACGGAUCCCAAUCUUAUCUUUUUACUCGUGGUAGUUGGUAACUGAUCUUUAACCACAGACAAAACAGAAAGAAAAUAUGUACCAUGCGAAUCAUAUAUAGAUGUGUGUAUAUAUGAAGCAAACAGAAAUCAAGGCUUUUUAAUAGUCUUUCGUAUCCUGUUCUGCGGUCUCAUAAUGUUCACCAACAGCCUAUGUUCAUUUUUGUUCAACUGUUUUCGAGAUGAAUAUCACAUUACUGAUUAUUACCUCAUCUUGGCGGUUGCUAC
This is a messenger RNA of Penaeus chinensis, 1725 nucleotides long. Its product is annotated as homeobox protein Nkx-6.2-like. Gene Ontology annotation, molecular function: DNA-binding transcription factor activity, RNA polymerase II-specific; RNA polymerase II cis-regulatory region sequence-specific DNA binding. The record is from RefSeq and is a predicted model, not a curated record. The coding region runs from base 1 to 948 and encodes 315 amino acids. Gene Ontology annotation, cellular component: nucleus. Gene Ontology annotation, biological process: cell differentiation; regulation of transcription by RNA polymerase II. The transcript has 4 exons. NCBI's taxonomy places the organism in Eukaryota, Metazoa, Arthropoda, Malacostraca, Decapoda, Penaeidae.